Paramecium octaurelia is the source of this 970-nucleotide messenger RNA. The record is from the annotation of a GenBank genome assembly. NCBI's taxonomy places the organism in Eukaryota, Ciliophora, Oligohymenophorea, Peniculida, Parameciidae.
AUGUGGCGAGUGGAAAUAAACAAUUUUCUUUUGAGUUUUUUGGCAGGAGGAGCUUCAUCAGGGGUUAUUCAGGUUAUUUAAACUCCUGUUGAUUUAAUGAAUAUAAUCAUUUACUCUUAAAAUCCAAAUCAGCCUAUUCCAUUUAUUUGUAUAUUUUAAAUAUAUCUUAUUAGAGAGACUUUUUUGUUAUUUUCGAUUACUUCAAGAAGAUGGAAUUAUAACUUAUUUAUUUAAAAACGGGUUUUAGAAAAUAAUGAGAAGUGCUUUAUUAUCUGGAGUACAUUUUUCAGUUAAAGAUACAUUAAGGAACUUGCUGUUAUCAAAUAAUGAAAUUUAAAACAACACAAAGAAGUUUCUCUUAAAAUUACUUUAGGCUAUUUUAUGGCACACUAAUUAAUGGUGGAAUUUCAGGAAUAGUGGGAAUGCUGACUGUGUAUCUUCUUGAUUUCUAAAUGAUAAUGUAAAUGAAUAAUGCUGGACCUCAGUCUAAUAGAAAUUCAACACGCUAAAAUUAAAUUAAAUAAGUCUUUAUUGGAUUGGGCUUAUCCAUACCAGGAGUUUUUGUUUACAGAGCUCUUUAUUUUGGGUAAAUUUCAUUAUAAUUGCUAAGGUGUUAUGAUACUGGAAAAUAGAUUUUUUGGGGAAAGGCGUUAAAAUAAUAUAAAGCUCCCUUUUUCUUUAAAUUUUUACUUGCCUACCUAUCAACUUUUAUUGCCAGUUCUUUCUCAUUUCCCUUUGAUAAUAUUCGAAGAAGAAUCAUGAUGUAAUAAAAUUAACCUCCAUCAAAAAGACUUGUAUUCAAUUAGUUAUAUAGUUUAAGGGCUUUUUUGGAUUGAUUAAGUUAAUUAUUUAGAAAGAAGGCUUUAGUGGAUUUUAUAAGGGAAAUUCUUUCACUAUUGGAAAAUAUGUAAAUUAAUCUUUAGCCCUAGUGCUUUAUGAUUGUUUUCAAAAAAUACUCUUAAGAAUUUGA